This is a messenger RNA of Cydia splendana, 6610 nucleotides long. RefSeq names its product nitric oxide synthase-like protein. The coding region runs from base 203 to 3994 and encodes 1263 amino acids. Gene Ontology annotation, molecular function: FMN binding; calmodulin binding; flavin adenine dinucleotide binding. NCBI's taxonomy places the organism in Eukaryota, Metazoa, Arthropoda, Insecta, Lepidoptera, Tortricidae. The transcript is spliced from 22 exons. Gene Ontology annotation, biological process: nitric oxide biosynthetic process. The record is from RefSeq and is a predicted model, not a curated record.
CUAACACAGAAGACCUUUGUUGGUGUGACAGUAUGCAAACUGACCUGGAAGUCCGCAAGAUAACUGAACACUCUUAUAAAUACGUCGAAUAUCACUUAUCCGAGCACAGUGUAUCCGCGCCCAUGCGCCUUGCGUACUGUCCAACCGUUUUUAAUUACUAACUAUUCUACUAUCUCUCCUACUAAUAUUUUCCUAAUUGAAAAUGGCGCCCGGUGUCAUUUCCAAUACUGAUGCCAUUAUUAACAACCCUUUGGGAGAAAUUUCUUCCGUCCACGGCGAGAAUCUAAUCAGUGUCCUGAUUGCUCAAAAAGAGCUUUCUCUUGAAAAAUGCCCCGUAGAUCAUACCAAGCUACUUAUCAAUGAAGUGUUUAAUGGCGAUAAAGUUGAAAACGGUAUUAAGCUUAAUGGAGACGCGAAUGACGCUGAAAUGAAUGCGAUUGUUCAUAUUAGCGUUGAGAAAACCUGUCCCGUUGACCACACGGAUGGCGAUGUAGUUUUGAAAGAGCAGAACGUGAAGGUUGAUCUAAUUGGAACAGUAGUGACUAAAGAGCCAACUAAGAUGACGCCUCGUAAAGUUGUAAUACCGAAAGUGCUGAAGAAUUUGGAAACUCACGACUAUCUUUACGACCGCCUGUAUGACAGUGGUUGCCCUAUGGCGCCAACACUAUGCAACGAGAAGUCAUGUCUGGGCAGCGUCAUGGCCAUCCCUGGCCGCGGGGAUGUGCCAAGAGUACCGGAGGAAGUGCUCAGCGACGCCAAGGACUUCUUUGGCCAAUACUUUGCUUCCAUCAGAAGAGCAAACACCCCAGCCCACGAAGCGCGCUGGAACGCAGUCCAGGAGGAGGUGACGAAGACCGGCACCUACCAGCUGACCACCACCGAGUUGGUGUUCGGUUGCAAGCUUGCCUGGAGGAAUGCUAGCCGGUGCAUAGGCAGGAUACAGUGGUCUAAACUGCAGGUUUUCGACUGCCGACAAGUAACAACUACAAGUGGGAUGUUCGAAGCUCUGUGCAACCACAUCAAGUACAGCACCAACAAGGGCAACAUUAGGUCCGCCAUCACGGUGUUUCCUCAGCGCACAGACGUGGAGCACGACUAUAGAAUAUGGAACAGCCAGCUGAUCAGCUACGCGGGCUAUAAGCAGCCAGACGGCACCGUGCUGGGCGACCCGAUGCACUGUGAAUUCACUGAGCUUUGCCUGAAACUGGGCUGGAAGCCACCUAGGACCACUUGGGAUAUUUUACCCUUGGUACUCUCCGCCAAUGGGAAAGACCCCGACUAUUUCGAGAUCCCUAGAGAACUCAUCAUGGAGAUUCACAUGACCCAUCCCACGUACGAAUGGUUCGAAGAGCUAAAUCUGCGCUGGUAUGCGCUGCCCGCGGUAUCGAGCAUGCGUUUCGACUGCGGCGGCAUCGAGUUCACCGCGAAUGCUUUCAAUGGCUGGUACAUGAGCACGGAGAUCGGUUGCAGGAACUUUUGUGAUGUCAACCGACUUAAUAUGCUUGAGACAGUGGCCCAGAAAAUGGGAUGUGACAUCAGAACGCCAGUGACCUUAUGGAAAGAUAAGGCUCUAGUGGAAGUGAACGUGGCCGUGUUACACAGCUUCCAGCAGCAUAAUGCAACCAUCGUCGACCACCACACCGCUUCUGAGAGCUUCAUCAAACAUCUCGACAAUGAAAACCGGCUACGAUCGGGCUGUCCAGCGGAUUGGAUAUGGAUCGUUCCGCCGAUGUCGUCAUCCAUCACACCGGUAUUUCAUCAGGAGAUGGCGCUAUAUUAUCUCAGGCCUUCCUACGAAUAUCAGGAACCAGCGUGGAAGACCCAUCAAUGGCAGAAGUCAAAGCCAAUCACCGGUAAAAGGCCGAUAAACAGAAAGUUCCACUUUAAGCAGAUAGCUCGAGCUGUCAAAUUUACAUCCAAACUGUUCGGCCGGGCGCUUUCGAAGAGGAUUAAGGCGACGGUUUUGUAUGCGACCGAGACCGGCAAAUCUGAGCAAUACGCCAAGGAGUUAGGAGUCAUAUUUGGACAUGCCUUCAAUGCCCAGGUCCAUUGCAUGGCAGACUAUGAUAUAACCUCAAUAGAGCACGAGGCGCUUUUGUUGGUUAUUACAUCCACUUUUGGAAAUGGUGAUCCCCCAGAAAACGGUGUGGCUUUCGGAGAACAUCUUUGCGAGAUAUUGUACGCAGAUCAAGUUGAAGAUGCCGGGGCUCAAAACAUGCCGACACCUAAGUCAUUCAUUAAAGCUAACAGCCAAAUGGAAAUGCAAAAAUUUACGGUGGGGAAUCCCAAACAGUUGAAUCGAUUGGAAUCACUUAAAGGAAGCGCCACUGACACGGUGUCCAUUGAUAGUUUUGGGCCACUCAGCAAUGUUCGUUUUGCUGUGUUCGCUCUGGGUUCCAGCGCAUACCCCAAUUUCUGCAAUUUUGGUAAAUAUGUGGACAAACUGCUGGGUGACCUCGGCGGAGAGAGGAUCCACGACGUGGCCACUGGUGACGAAAUGUGUGGACAAGAUCAGGCGUUUAGAAAAUGGGCUUCCAGUGUAUUUAAUGUUGCUUGUGAGACAUUCUGCUUGGACGAUGACGAAACACUACAAGAAGCAAAGAGAGCGCUAGGAACGGUAGCACUGAGUGAACAAACUGUUCGGUUUACACAUCCAGAAAACAAAGCCCCGACUUUGACAGUUGCGCUUCAAUCGACUCUCAAUAGACAACUAGUGACGUGCGUUGUUCGGGCGAAUAAAGAUUUGGGCGAUGAAUCAGCUGAAAGAUCUACUAUUUUCAUUGACCUGGAACCAAAGGACGAAAUCAAGUAUGACCCUGGAGAUCACGUUGGUAUAAUUGCUUGCAAUCGUAAAGAACUGGUGGAUAGUUUGCUAGCCCGCUUAAAAGACAUCGAUGACUACGACGAAGCUUUGCAGCUGCAGCUCAUGAAGGAAACGCAUACAUCAGCUGGACCGGUAAAAUCUUGGGAGCCACAUGAAAGAUUGCCAGUAGUGAGUGUGCGAGAGCUAUUCACACGCUUUUUAGACAUCACUACUCCUCCAACCACGAUACUUUUGCAGUAUUUGGCUACGACCUGUGAAAAUGAGGAGGAGAGAACACAGCUCAAUUUAUUAGCCACUGAUCCUGGAGCAUAUGAAGAUUGGCGGCACUUCCACUUCCCUACAUUGGCUGAAGUAUUGGAACAGUUUCCUUCAGCUAGACCAAGCGCAUCCCUAUUGGCUGCCCUGUUGUCGCCUCUGCAACCGAGAUUUUAUUCCAUAUCGUCUUCACCUAUUGCGCACCCCAAACGAUUACAUCUUACAGUGGCUGUCGUUACGUAUAGAACUCAAGAGGGAGAAGGCCCUGUUCACUACGGCGUUUGCUCCAACUACCUUAUGGACCGGAAUCCCGGUGAUGAAGUAUACUUGUUUAUUAGAAGCGCGCCAAACUUCCAUCUUCCCGAUGACUUAUCAGUUCCAUUAAUCCUCAUCGGGCCCGGCACCGGCAUUGCACCUUUCCGUGGUUUCUGGCACCAUCGAAGAGCACUCCUGAACUCUCGCAAUCGCAGUAACAUUGGCCCUGUUUGGCUUUUCUUUGGAUGUAGAACUAGGACUAUGGACCUGUAUCGAGAAGAAAAGGAACAAGCUUUGAGAGACAAUGUCCUAACCAAAGUGUUCCUUGCUUUAUCCAGGGAAAAGAAAAUUCCAAAAAUGUACGUUCAAGAGCUAGCUGAAAAAGAAGGACAGGAAAUUCACGAUUUAUUAAUAAACCGGGGAGCACACUUCUAUGUGUGCGGUGACUGCAAAAUGGCAGAGGACGUCAAUCAAAAGCUCAGAGGAAUCAUAGUGAAGUACAGCAACAUGACCAAAGACCAAGUUCAAAGCUUCAUGUUUAAGUUAAAGGAGGAGAACCGUUACCAUGAAGACAUCUUCGGCAUCACGCUCCGUACCGCCGAGGUACACAGCGCGUCGCGGGAGUCGGCACGGCGCAACCGGGUUGCCGCGCAGCCCUGACGCCGGUCCUCUCGCUUUAGGCCCAACUCGCUCAUCUAGCAAGUACGCCCCACAACUAACAACAAGAAUGAUACAAUAUAGUAUACCAAACCAGAAGAAUACGGAAAACUUAACAUAAAUUCACACCAGUGAUGGUGAGAAAUUAAUGAAACUCCAUUGAUACGUAUAUCAUAUAAUUAUUAUGAGGGUUUUGGUCUAACCGCUAAUUCUGAUAGCAUUAAAUAGCUCAUGAGAGCUCCGGCGCAAAUCAGCCCGUUCUCUGGUGCCCUUUUGUGUAUUAUUUUAUGUUCAACUUCCUGCCGUGCAACUCUGAUCAUUUCUAAACCCGCUGAGAUUUUAAUGCAAAAUCUUUCAUGGUUUUUAACUUGAUGGGUAACAUUUUCAAACUUUUAUUGUAUACAAAUUGUGAUGAGCCCAACGGGACGGUCAUAAGAUAUUUAAAGCCAGACUUAAAAUUCACGACGAAGACAUCAAACAGAGAAUCGCUAUGGCUAAAAGAGCCUUCAAUAACAAAAAAGAUCUACUUAAGGCACGCAUUUCAAAAAAAGCCAAAAAACGAUUGAUAAAGGUGUUUAUCUGGAGCAUUGCGUUGUAUGCGAGUGAGACAUGCACACUGAGACAAAAAGAUAGAAAAAGGUUGGAAGCUUUCGAAAUGUGGUGUUGGCGGAGGAUGGAAAGGAUUAGCUGGACUGAAAGGAAGACGAAUGAAGAGGGCCUGAGUAUGAUAGGGGAAAAGCGAUGCUUAUUAAAUGCAAUAAGAAAUAGGAGAGGCAUGAUGGUAGGACACAUUAUACGGCAUGACAAGUUUUUCCUAAACAUCCUGGAAGGCAGGAUUGAAAAAACAAGAGAAGUAGAGUGACCUAGAAUUACUUUUCUCGGCCAAAUAAAAAAUAAUGCGUCCUAUGAAGAAAUUAAAAGACUGGCACAAGAAAGAAAUGAGUGGCGAUUACAGUCCACCGACAAGAUCAAAGCUCUUAAGUUAAGAUGAAGAUGAUGAGACUUAAUAUUGAUAUCCUAACUAUAUCCAUGAUUUUAUAUAAUGAACGUUUGUUUAAAUUUGCUGUAUUGCUAUCAGAUGAGCUUUAAUUUUGGUUUGCGAAGUCAAUUAUAAAUAUAAACACCAGAGAAACAUCUAGUUAACAAAUUUUGGCCAAAUGUUUUAAUGAUCUCUAUUUUAAAUAGGUUGUGCAAAAUGAGAUAUAUACUUAAUGUAAAAAUCCUAUAUUGCAAUAUAAUUUACGUUGUUUGCAAUUAUUCCUGUGAUUGUAACUUGGUUUGCUAAUUGUAGCAAUAAAUGACUAGAUUCCAUUUUUCUAAAUGAAAUAUUUUGGAAUUAAGUAAAGCAGGGUGUCUGUAAGUGAAUAACGCACAAUGCAUUAUAUUUUCUAUAUUCAUUAAAAAGCUAUCUACUACUUUACAUAAUAAUGAUCUAUAAACAUUAAUAGAAAAUGAUCGUUAAUAAUAUUUCAAUGUAAUAAAAAAAGUGUUUCAAGCUAAAAUUUUGUCCAACAUACAAAGUGCUUGCCUGCAUUUCAUUUAGAAUAUUAAAAGCCAAAUUAUAUUUUUCAUCUUUUACCCGUAGAUAGAAUAAUACAACGAUACUUAUAUUUUAAGCAGGUAUUACAAUUUUUUAAGUUUUGUACAGAUAUGAAUUUAUUAAUUUCUAUGUAAAUAAAAGUAAUUUAAGUUUUAUAUUUUAAUUGUACAUUAUUUCAGCAGUCAGGGCUAAUUUUCAUAUUAUUUUGUCGCAAACGUAAUAUAUUGUUAAUUAAUCGAAGAAAGUAUUUUAUAUCUUAAAAUGGUAAUAGUACAUACUAUAUAAUAAUCACAUGUGUUGAAAAAUAUCAAAAGUGGUCAUUGAUAAACACCACGUCAAACUUACACGACUAAUAAGCUGUGAUCGUUAAUUUUCCAGCAAUUUUGGUGCAGCAUAGUAAAAAUAAAGGAUUUUCUUAAUUUUUUUCCUAGGGAGAGGAUUGGUUAAGGUUAAUAUUACUGUUAUCAACCCUAAUUAUCUAUUCCACCUAGAGUAGGGCAUACAGAUGCUUUUAACCAACAAUGCUGCACCAAAAUUGCUGGAAAAUUAACGAUCACUGCUAAUAAGUACUGACUUAUUUUGGUAUUUAUUUACACAUGGCGGUUUAAGAAACUUAACCAACUUUAAUAUUUGCGACAUUGUCUCCAUUCUGUGGUAUUCCAAAAAUUGUUCUGUCCUUUUAAUGCUAAGUGUGAGUGUUGAAAAUUUGUGAUCUUGUAAAUUAAUUGUAAGAAAUGUAUUCAUAUUUUCUAUUAUUCAUGUUCCAAGAAUUUAAUAUAAAAUUAAAAUCUUUUUCUGAUACCUAAUAUUUCUACAUUAAAAUAAAAAUCCUAAUUAUACCUUAUUAUUGUAAUAACGGGAUAUCUACAAAUAACUGAGUUCAUAUCUUAUAAUAGAGUGCACGAAUAAAAUAAUAAUAAUGUUACUGUCUAAAUCAUAUCACGCAAAUGUUAAAUAUAAUUAUGCACUAUUUGAAAUAAUAAAGACUACUAAACAUGUUACGCUGUCGAGUAUAAUACUUGAAUUUCAAUACAUUUGUCUGUAAUUGAUCAAAUAAAGUUCCUUCAUAUUCGAAAAUA